GGCCGCUCAGGCAGGAUGGCGGCGGCGGCAGCCGCGGGGCCCGGCGCGGGCGCGGUCCCGGGCGCAGGCGGCGGCGGCGGGGCGCGCGAGGGCGCGCGGGUGGCGGCGCUGUGUCUACUGUGGUACGCGCUGAGCGCGGGCGGCAACGUGGUCAACAAGGUGAUCCUGAGCGCCUUCCCGUUCCCGGUCACCGUGUCGCUGUGCCACAUCCUGGCGCUGUGCGCCGGGCUGCCGCCGCUGCUGCGCGCCUGGCGCGUGCCGCCCGCGCCGCCCGUGUCGGGCCCCGGACCUGGCCCGCACCCGGCGUCCGGCCCGCUGCUGCCGCCGCGCUUCUACCCGCGCUACGUGCUGCCGCUCGCCUUCGGCAAGUACUUCGCGUCGGUGUCGGCGCACAUCAGUAUCUGGAAGGUGCCGGUGUCCUACGCGCACACCGUCAAGGCCACCAUGCCCAUCUGGGUGGUCCUCCUGUCCCGGAUCAUCAUGAAGGAAAAACAGAGCACCAAGGUGUACCUGUCACUGGUCCCCAUCAUCAGCGGAGUCCUACUGGCCACUGUCACAGAGCUGUCUUUCGACGUGUGGGGGCUGGUCAGCGCCCUGGCGGCCACACUAUGCUUCUCCCUUCAGAAUAUCUUCUCCAAAAAGGUGUUGAGGGACUCAAGGAUCCACCACCUGCGGCUGCUCAACAUCCUGGGCUGCCAUGCCGUGUUCUUCAUGAUCCCCACGUGGGUUCUGGUGGACCUCUCCACCUUCCUGGUGAGCAGCGACCUGGCCUAUGUGUCUCAGUGGCCCUGGACACUGCUGCUCUUGGCGGUCAGCGGAUUCUGCAACUUCGCACAGAACGUCAUCGCCUUUAGCAUCCUCAACCUCAUCAGCCCGCUCAGCUACUCUGUGGCCAAUGCCACCAAAAGGAUUAUGGUCAUCACCGUGUCCCUCAUCAUGCUUCGCAAUCCAGUGACCAGCACUAAUGUGCUGGGCAUGAUGACUGCCAUUCUGGGUGUCUUUCUGUACAACAAGACCAAGUACGAUGCGAACCAGCAGGCUAGGCGCCACCUCCUUCCAGUCUCUGCGUCGGACCUGAGCAGCAGAGAGCACCUGCGGAGCCCGGUAGAGAAGCCCCACAAUGGUGCGCUGUUUCCUCAGCAGGGUGACUUCCAGUACCGCAACGUUCUCCUCACAGACCAUUUCCAGUACGGCCGCCAGAGCCACCCGAACUCCUAUGCCCUCAGCCGCCAUGAUGUGUAGGUGCCACCAGGCCAGGCCUCCUGCACCACCUCCCUACGCCCAGCAGCCUGGCUGAGCACAUGGCCGGCCAGCAGGGGAGCCCUAGAUCCUGAUGGGCCGUGGGAUGUGACCACAAUAUGGACAGCCACAGGCUCUGGGCAGAGGGAGAGCCAUCGAGAGAUCCUGGUUCACUCUUCUGCUCAGAGGCCACGUUCUGCAUUGGUGCACAGGGGUGCCCUCGGUACAUUGCAGAGGUCUGGUCUGAACUUCUGGCGACAACAAGGACCCACUCUGCAGAACUGGCGUCACUGUGGCUACGGUCCUGGAAGCCAGCAGGAGGUGGCAUCUGGGGCAUCAAGGAGAGGACAGCGGGGCUGUAAGCCCAGAGGUAUAGAGAGCGGAAACAGGUACCAUUACCUACCCCCGAGACAGUGCUCCAGGAUGUCCCAAGGCAGUUGGCCACUUGCAGCUAGUGCUGACCUGGGGCAGACUUACAGUGGCCAUCGGUUGGUUCAUCAGCCAUCGGUGUGGCCUUCCUCUGCCGUGUGGGUGUGAGAGCAGGAUACCAGCCUCCACUCCAGGCCUGGGUGGCCCUGGGACUCUAGAAGAGGUUAACCUUGGUUGCAUCCCCACCCUUCUGAUGCCACAGAAGGCCAGGUGAUGGUGUCGACAGUUCCCUUAGGACCUCAAGUUUCUUUGGAGAACAUCUUGUUGGCUAUGGGAACUUUGGAGCCUGGGUCCUGGCAGGCACUGCACCAGGGCUAGCCAAUAGGUGAAAACAGUCCCGACUCAUUUCAAAAUAUGGGAUGUUUGCUGUUGGAAGAGCCCCUGGAGCUCAGUGGUAGCAGGCCAUGCUGAAGGGUCCUGAAGCUGCAGCCGGAGUUGCAGAAGGUGGAAUCCACACACCAAAUACAGCGUCGCCUGUCAGGGAGGGGAUGGUAUGUGGGUCGGGAUCUGAACUGUCCCAGUGGGUGGGACAGCUGUGUCACAGUGGUUGAGACAGCAGGCAGGUGUUAGUUUUUUAGCUGAGAGUCAGUUUGAGGCUGGGUUGGUGGAGUGCCUUCCUCUCGUGCAUGUGUCAGGCUUCUGUCCCCAGCGUCACAGAAAGCGACACACUGGUACAGGCCUGCCUUUCCAGCACUCUGGGAGCAAGGUCAGGGUCCUCGGACUACAUGAGAGCUCAUCUCAAGAAAAAGAUCAUUUUAGGGACCUGGCCUGGUGGCAUACAUCCAGGGGCUGAGCCAGGAGGAUGACCAUGAGUUUGAAGCCAAUCUGGGCUACAUAUUGAGACUGUCUCAGAAACAAGCAAAAAGUUUGGCGGCUCAUCCUGGUGGCUUACACCUAUGGUUGUAGCUACUCAGGAAACCAAGGCAGGAGGCUCUUCCAAGCCUGAGAGUUCAAGGCCAGUGUGGCAGCAGCGCAAGGAGAACCUUUUGGUGAGCAGUGGUGUGGGUUCUGGUGUGGGCACAGCAGGUAAAUGGUGGGACCCAAGGUUUGUGACAAGUCUUCUUUGGCAGUCAGGGGCAUCAGGCUUAGUUUGGGGUAUCUUUAAGUUUGGGUUUUUGUUUGUUUUUGAGACAGGGUCUCAAAAUAUAGACCACCCUGGCCUCAAACUCAUAGAGAUCUACCCGUCCCUGCCUCCUGAGCGCUGGGAUUAAAAGCAUGUGCUGCCACGCCUACCUGGAGACGUCCUCACCAAGGCUCCCAGACAGACCUUCCACUCUCUUAGCAUUCUUUGUGCCUCUGUCUCCGUCUCUAAGCCCCGAGCUGACAAGGGCGUCAUGGCACCCCAGUCCUCACCUCCUGGUUUGUUGGGUCCCUCUGCUUUUGAUGAAUAGGAGUUUUGUAUCUAAGGUAGGUUCAUUGGCAGUGCCAGCCUCAAGGCAGGCCCAUCUGCCCUGCUUGCUGGUUUGCAGAUGUUCAGAGCCCACACUGCAGUGGGAAGGAGCCCCUUGGUAAGGUGGUCUGGUGGGUUUUCCUCCUGGGGAAGACACAGACACCUGACACUACAGAGGUCUCUGUGAGCGUCCCUGUCUGCGCUGAACUCAAAAUGAAUUAUGUCUUUUUGGAUUUCCAUGAUGUUGCUGUAAUAUGUAUAUUAAUGCAUUUUUCCUUUUCCAAUGUGAGGUUUGCCAGGGAGGGAAAGGCUCAUCUCACUUUUCUUACGGUUUAUAAAUUAAUAAAUGGGAUAUUUAAUUCUGUUCAUAGGCGUACAGUGGGUGUGAACACAGGAAUGGAUGAGACAAUCAGGUAGACCAGAUGGGUGCAGUCCUCACCUGGUAUUGAUGAAGCCCUGGGCACCAUCCUCAGCACCACAUAAACCGGUGGUACAUACCUAUUACCCUACACUCAGGAGGCCGAGGCAGUUACAAGCAGGAGUUCACGGUUAUCUCUGGCUACACAGUGAGUUUGAAGCCAGCCUGAGCUACAGGACAAAACAAAACAGACUUGAUGGUCCAUGGUUUGCCUUGGCCAUUCAAAGUCACAUUAGCCCCAGACUUGUUUCCCAUGCCAUGUUCACCUCUCCAGUUCCACCCUGUCCCACCUCUCUGUUGGGGUUCAUAUUAGAGAAUCUUUGCUGCUCUUUCCAUAUACCCUUUGAGAUGGCCUGGCCAAAACACUUAUCCUGACCCACCCAACUCCUUCAUUUUGCAGAAGGGGAAACAAGUUUAGAAUAGUUUUGAAUGUCUGUUCACUAUUAGAAUACUCAGAAUGGGGCUUCUUUUAGUUAUUUCUUUGAGAUGGUAUCUGCCUGUGUAGCCCAGACUGGCCGCAGGAUGGAAGGCAGUCCUCAGCCUCGGUCCUGGUGCUGAGGUGAUGCAGGACUGCCACACCCAGCACCUUAUGUUAUACCAUUUAUUCUAGGGAAGGAGAUGAGCCAGAUGUGUUAGGGCAGGGAAGUACCUGAGACUCGAUUUCCCUGUGUGUUGGGAGGACUCCGGGCACUCAGUUCUUCAAGACCAGACUCUAAGCCCCAAAACCUCAGGGUCUGAAACGGGAAACUGUCAUGUUCUUGUUUUCCAUUGUCAUCCUCCUGAGGCUCCGGUGUCAUAGGCCGUUCUGUGGGAAUAGCUGUGUUCCUGGUCGGCAUUCACCAAAAAUAAAUGAUGGUCUCCGGGGG
This is a messenger RNA of Peromyscus leucopus (white-footed mouse), 4342 nucleotides long. It is a transcript of the gene Slc35e1, whose product is annotated as solute carrier family 35 member E1. The record is from RefSeq and is a predicted model, not a curated record. Gene Ontology annotation, molecular function: antiporter activity. NCBI's taxonomy places the organism in Eukaryota, Metazoa, Chordata, Mammalia, Rodentia, Cricetidae. Gene Ontology annotation, cellular component: Golgi apparatus.